AGAUUUGUGGUUCGGUAAAGUCGUGGAAGAAGGCAGCGGUUUCAAGAAUUUUAAGCUGUUCGUUGAUCGAAAAUCGAGGCCUCUUCGCGGUAAGAGGGUAGAGGUGUGAUUUUCCUGAGCUGAUUCGGAAGGUGUUCAUUGCUGUUUCAGCUGACUGGCUCUCCAGAUCGAUUGCCGGCGAUAAACCGAGUAAUUUCAUUGUUUAGCUUAGCUGCUAAGGCCAUGUCUUCCGAUACUGUACCUCCUCUCAUUGCUGCUCAAAUCAAUUACCUGCGCAAUCACUUUCCUCUCCCCUUAAUGAUUGAGAACAUGUGGUCUGGCAGUAGACACUACCCUGGAAUUAUCGAUAGGUUCACCUUAGUCAUACCUUACUGCCUUGAAUUCGUCAAAUGGGACAUCAUGUACGAUGCUGAAUCGCCAUUUUCUGCACCUGAUAUUAUGUUUGGACCAGAAGAUGAAAAUUUCCAUCCUUUCACAAGUAAGGUUGAUGAAGGAGAGGGAUAUCAUGAUUCCUUACAAAAUAGUCUACGUGACUGGAACAGCAAAGAUCCAUCUCGGCUCACUAGCCUCCUUCAAGAACUGAGGGAUCGAUAUGCAUCAUACCAAAGGAAACGGGUUGAAGGAGUUGAGGAUGAAAGAUUGAAGUUUGAACUCUGUACUAUGUUAUCUAGGGAGGGAAUUGAAAUGCAUUUGAGUUCAGGUGUUGAGAAGCCGGAGGAUGUCAAAUUUGCAGUGCCACUAGUAGACAUUAAUAUUAAUAAGAUGAUACCUGGAUGCCCAUGGAGGCACCCACAGAAGAUAUUUUUGCAGGUUUUAUAUCCUGUGGUGAGAAAAUAUGCGUCUACUCCUGCUGCACCUCGUCUGAAAUUGGUCUCCACGUCUGAGUUGAAGGCUCUGUUAUCCAUCGAGGACAUCAAACUUCCUUCAUGGAUAGAUGGAAUGUGCAUGGCUGAAUAUCUUCCCCAUCUAGAAGAGAGUCUUGAGAAACAGGUACUGGAGGCAGUUUCGUUGAUCAAUGUUAGGAGAGGUUUUAUAGAGGCGUUGGGCUCUUUCUUUGGAAGGCCUCUAGAAGCUGAUCCGGUGUUCUGUCGAACGGCUACAGUUAUCGCUGCCUCCGGCGUGUUCACAUUCCUGGUCCAUUUCCUCAUGUCAACCCAAUUUCCAAAGAAACAACCCUCUCUGGUGCUGCAAAGUUCUCAGCAUUUCAACUCUCAAGGUGCACCCAUAAAGUCGCAGCUUAUCACCGACUAUCCUUGGAGUCCUAGGUGGGAGCCAUUGCAAAUGGCUGAGCGGAUUUUCGAGUUUCUGGCUGAUGAGGCUUUGAGCUUCAAGAGGUAUUGCAACGAGGCUCAACUUCAAUGAUUAGAUUAUGAAAACUCUGGUCAAUCUGCCGUAACAUGUAACAGUCCAAUACCAGUUAUGUAUAGUUGGUUUGUUGAGUACUUUUAAAUCUUGGCAUUGUCUGUCUCCUCGAUGAGGAUGAUUCGAAGGUACAUUUUAUCAAGAACUGGAUGUGAGCUUUCAAAUUUAGAGAAUCCGUAUCUGUUAUAAAAGUCGAAUCCAGAAACAAAAGACGACCCUCAACGGGGCUGACCAUGAUUGUUGUA
Messenger RNA from Cucurbita moschata (crookneck pumpkin), 1607 nucleotides. Its product is annotated as BRISC and BRCA1-A complex member 2-like. Gene Ontology annotation, biological process: double-strand break repair. The transcript has 13 exons. Gene Ontology annotation, cellular component: BRCA1-A complex; BRISC complex. NCBI's taxonomy places the organism in Eukaryota, Viridiplantae, Streptophyta, Magnoliopsida, Cucurbitales, Cucurbitaceae. The coding region runs from base 223 to 1362 and encodes 379 amino acids. The record is from RefSeq and is a predicted model, not a curated record.